Silurus meridionalis is the source of this 1733-nucleotide messenger RNA. RefSeq names its product guanine nucleotide binding protein (G protein), beta polypeptide 3b (gene gnb3b). Gene Ontology annotation, cellular component: cytoplasm; heterotrimeric G-protein complex. Bases 295 to 1311 code for a protein of 338 amino acids. Gene Ontology annotation, molecular function: signaling receptor complex adaptor activity; protein binding. The record is from RefSeq and is a predicted model, not a curated record. Lineage: Eukaryota; Metazoa; Chordata; Actinopteri; Siluriformes; Siluridae. The transcript is spliced from 9 exons. Gene Ontology annotation, biological process: G protein-coupled receptor signaling pathway.
GCUUAUCCCUUCAUCCCUGAUCUCCUUCAUCCGAUCCAAUCCUCAUCUGUUCCUCUGUAGAGGAAGGAACAGGAAAAUAAGUGUGUUUUUCACAAGCAACUCGCCACCAGUGUCUUAGGGGAACACACGGAGGAAGCGUUCGAAAGAGCAGUCUAUUGGACUGAGAACGAGUUGAGAAGAGAAACACAAAUUCUUGAGGAAUAUCAGAGAACAGGCACUUUGUAUUGGAAAAAAAGCCCAGGUCACCUUGUAUCGAUUCAUUCCUUCCAGUAAUUACAACCUUCAACUGUAACCAUGGGUGAAAUGGAGAAGAUGAAAAAGGAAGUUGAAACCCUAAAGACACAGAUAGAGGCAGCACGCAAAGCAGCGCAUGACACAGACAUGGCUUCUGCUGCCUCUGGAGUGGUAGCUACGCCCACCAUACAGCUGAAGACCAGGAAGACGCUUAAAGGCCACUUGGCUAAAAUCUAUGCCCUGCACUGGGCCACAGAUAGUAGACUAAUGGUCAGUGCAUCACAAGAUGGAAAACUCCUUAUUUGGGAUACCCACUCAGGAAACAAGAUUAAUGCGGUUCCUCUGAAAUCCUCAUGGGUGAUGACCUGUGGAUAUUCACCCUCUGGAAACUUUGUGGCCAGUGGUGGUCUGGACAACAUGUGCACAAUAUACAACUUAAAGACGCCUGUGGUUAAGAUCGUGAAAGAAUUAGAUGCUCACACAGGUUAUCUCUCCUGUGCCCGCUUUCUUAGUGACAGUGAAAUCCUCACUUCCUCUGGUGACACCACCUGUGCAUUGUGGGAUAUAGAGUCUGGCAAGCAGAAGACUGUCUACCUUAACCAUGUUGGUGAUUGCAUGUGUCUGGCUCUGUCCCCUGAUAUAAACCUGUUCAUUUCUGGGGCAUGUGACGCGUUGGCCAAACUGUGGGAUAUGAGGGAUGGAAAAUGCAAACAGACAUUUCAGGGCCACACCAGUGAUGUCAACGCCAUUGCUUUCUUGAACAACGGAAAUGCUUUUGUGACCGGCUCAGAUGACUGCACCCUUAAAAUGUUUGACAUCCGCUCUGAUCAGGAAGUAAUGUCCUACGAGGACAGCCAAAUGAACAGCGCCGUGACAUCCUUGGCCCUGUCAAUGUCAGGCCGCCUCAUAUUUGCUGGAUAUGACAACUUUAACUGCAAUAUCUGGGACUUGCUAAAGGGCGAGAAAGUUGGAGUGUUGUCUGGACAUGACAACAGAGUGAGCUGCACUGGAGUACCACUGGAUGGCAUGUGUGUGUGCACCGGAUCAUGGGACAGCUUUCUAAAGGUCUGGAACUGAUCUGGUUCAAACACUCCAAAGAAAAAUGCAAGGAGAAAGAGGAGGAGGGGAAGCAAAUGAAAGAGAAAAAAAUUGAGUUGGUAGGGAGAAGUAGAGAGAAUUAGAAAAAAAGGAAGGCAUGUCAAAGAUCCUGGGACAUUAAUGGCACAAAACUCUCUCUUACCGUCUCUCUUUUUCUAGCACAUAUGGAAACUGGGAAAUAAAAGGAAUGUUCUAGCGUAUUACCACGAAAGGGGAAAUGCAUGAUCAGCCCAUGACCAAGAUCCAAAAUAGAAUAAGAUUCAUCUCAUGUGGAGAUAUACAGUUGUGUUCAAAAUUAUUCAACCCCCACUGAAAUUGAUUGUUUUGGUCGGUUUGACAUUGAUUAUGAUCAUUCAGUCAUCCUGCUUACAAUUAAAUCAAAGAGGCACGUGUAGGUCAGA